Molecule: messenger RNA, 2312 nt
Organism: Neurospora crassa OR74A
Lineage: Eukaryota; Fungi; Ascomycota; Sordariomycetes; Sordariales; Sordariaceae
Exons: 5
Coding region: 714-1931 (405 amino acids)
Cellular component (GO): actin cortical patch
Molecular function (GO): phosphatidate phosphatase activity
Source: RefSeq, a predicted model, not a curated record
AUUUUUGUUGACAACGAGUUAGAGCGCUUAUCAGCCAGCAAUACGUAAUCCCCAAGUCUCUUCCUCUCAUUUGUCGAUUUAGGUGGUUCCCAACCACUUGCUAACCUUCGACAACUGGGCACGAAACGAAUCUGAAGCAUGCUGGAAACCCAAAAGUUGCGUACGCCCCUGCAUGAAAAGUGCUAAUGGGUACCUGGAGAGCCAUUGUCCGUAUGCCGUCAAUGCUGCCUCUGAAACAGGGUGACGGCGAUAGGGUAAGGUACCUUAACGUGCGGCGAUCUGUGCUGCACAUUAGCAUCACAUGCGGGCGCACCGGGUGCAGCCUACUCACUUUGUUCGUGGAGGUUGUACACUGUUUGUAUUUCAGGUUUCGACGUCCCGGCAUCACGAGGGGAGGCCCCCCGACCGUGUCAGGCCAAAAAAGCACCUGGCAACGCAACGUGCAAGGCGUCAUGCGCUCCAGGGGGGGGGGGGGGGGGGGGGGGGCACACUAGAAAUGCCACUAGCAGCCCUAGCUGUGUUGAACGGCGAUCUUCCAUCAUGGUGCAGUCCUGGAACCAUUUACUAGUCUAGUCGAUCGAGCAGCGAGUCUAUAAGACCUUCAUCAUCGCCAUGUUCUGGUCCCCAGCCUGUUAACCCGGUUUGCUUCUCAUGCGCUCAACCAAACUCCUCCUGCCAAGGCCUCAACCACCUAUCUUCAGCCGCUUUUCAUCAUGUCGCUUCCGUCCACAUACCGCCGCUCCGAGUCAAGCAUGCUCGAGCAUCAAACUUGGUGCAAUCGAGGGUUCGAGCCUACCGAGACGUCACUCGCCAACAUGGUGAAAGCCCAAGGUCUUGUCCAAAAGUUCAAGGUUACCCAUCUGCUCUCAUAUCUUGGCCGGCUCAACCCCAUACCGAUUGGCGUGUCGAAAACCGACGCGGUCUGGCUCUUCGAUAAUGUCGCCUUUCGCAGCCCAAACGGUUUAUGGCAGGCAGAGUUCGUGACUGCUGUUUUCGACGCGCGCAUAUCAACCAAGUUUGUUGAGGCUGUAGGCGACAUCGCCGAAAAAGUGGGUCUCUCCAAGGGCGACAAGCAGGAGAAGACGAUUGAGCAGCGCAUUACUCCUUUUCUCAUGGAGGUUUUGCCUGGGAGACGGGUCGAUAUCAAGUUCGGCGAGUCUACCGAGUUGCGGCUGGGUCCUGGAGGCAGGAACGGGAUCAGCAGUGAGCUGAAGAAGCUCCCCGACUCAAGUGCCGGAAGUGUGUUAAACUCGGUGGCCGAAGUCCCAUCUGGCGCGGGAGGAUUGUUGAAAAUGACUACCUUUUAUACAGAGCCCGAGGGUUGGGCCGUUAUUUCCGAUGUUGAUGACACUAUCAAGAUCACGCAAACGAGUGAUCCUGUGGGAAUCCUACGGUCCACAUUUGUGGCAGAUCCAACACCAAUUGCAGGCAUGCCAGAGCUAUACUGGCAAAUUAAAGACAUAGUGACGCCGUCUGCACCGUGGUUCUACCUGUCAGCAUCGCCAUACAACCUCUACCCCUUCCUUCGGGAUUUCACUCACCGUUACUAUCCCCGGGGCCAGUUGAUCUUGCGAGAUGCCAGUUGGAUGACCAUUCCAGGGUUGCUCUCCAAUCUCACGCUUGGAACCCAAAGGUACAAGGUCGAUCGCAUGAAGAAGCUGUACGAGUGGCUGCCAAAGAAGAAAAUGAUCUGUAUAGGCGAUUCAACGCAAAGCGACCCCGAAGCGUAUGGCGAGAUGUAUAGGAAGCAUCCAGAGUGGAUCAAGCUGAUUCUCAUCCGGAAAGUUGCCGAUAUUGCGGCCAUCGGUACGGAAGCCAAGAAUGCUGCCAAGCGGUUCGAGGACGCGUUUAAGGGUGUUCCAAGAGAGGUGUGGCAUGUGUUUGAGGAUCCUGCCGAGUGCCGUGAGCAGGUCCAGAAAGUGGUCGGCUAAGGUAAGAAAGAAAAGAGAAAGAAAGAAAGAAAAAAAAAAAAAAAGAAAAAAAAGCUUACGGCACCCGUCCUCAUCAUGAUCUUUUCUCGGACGAGUGUCAGUUGCGUCUGAUCACGGCGGUACACAAGGUCCUGGCCGAUUCUCACACUUGGUUCAUGUGUUAUGGCCGUGUGCAAUUCAAUUCGUGUGAGACCUGCCGUGGUACCUGCCUUGAUGAUCUCGCAAGAUCUACUCUAGAGGUGGCAGGUACGCUGAGGGCUCGAGGCCAUCUCUACUGGACAUGGGAUCUGGAAGGCGGAUAUGGCCUUUCCUUUAAUGUUGAUAGCUUGCUUGGACGUUAUGACUUAUAAUGAAUGAGACGGAUACUAUCUUUUGUACAAC